Messenger RNA from Arxiozyma heterogenica, 1359 nucleotides. RefSeq names its product nucleoside transmembrane transporter FUN26 (gene FUN26). Lineage: Eukaryota; Fungi; Ascomycota; Saccharomycetes; Saccharomycetales; Saccharomycetaceae. Gene Ontology annotation, molecular function: nicotinamide riboside transmembrane transporter activity; nucleobase transmembrane transporter activity. Bases 1 to 1359 code for a protein of 452 amino acids. Gene Ontology annotation, biological process: nucleoside transmembrane transport. The record is from RefSeq and is a predicted model, not a curated record. The transcript has a single exon. Gene Ontology annotation, cellular component: fungal-type vacuole membrane.
AUGAUAAUACCAAAUUUAGAAGAUGUUCCGUUAUUCACCAAAUUGAGAUACUUACCCUUUAUAACAUUUUUGUUUGUUGGGAUUGGUCUUCUAUGGCCAUGGAAUAACAUACUGAGUGCUACUUUAUAUUUCCAAAAUAAUCUAUUUCAAUCAACUACUGUUUAUGCAAAAUUUUUCACAUCUUCAAUGAUGACGACAUCUACUAUUACCUCAUUAAUAUUCAACUUAUAUCUGUCAAAAAGACAGCAUUCUUAUAACCAACGUGUAACAAGAGGAUUAUUUUGGCAAAUACUAACAUUUCUCAUAUUAACUCUACUUUCCUAUAUUGUUACUUUGAUCAAGUAUAUCCCCGUGGGGUUAAUCUUUCUUUUAGUAAUGAUCUUGGUUGGAAUGAGUACCGUUGCUACAGCAUUAACACAAAAUGGAAUCAUGGCUAUUGCAAACGUAUUUGGACCUCAGUUUAGUCAGAGUGUAAUGUUGGGACAGGCUGUAGCUGGAGUCUUGCCUUCAACAGUACUAUUUUUUGUUACUUUAAUUAAAAACGAUAAUCAAGUGAUUAAUGAUUCAGAUACAGAGACUAUGAAUACAAGUGGGGUAUUAUUUUACUUCAUGACUACAGUGGUGGUUUGUGUGUUUAGUAUAUUUUUGUAUAGAAUGAGUAAUGUUAACGGAAUAUUAUUUACUAUGGUAAAAACAGGUAAUAAAAAUGGAAUUAACGUUUCAAGAGACGGAUUAGUAGAUCAAGGUAAUAAUCUUCUAAAUUAUAAUGAAGCUGUAAGGGAGCAAGACAAUAAUAUUCAUAAUAGAAUGAGCACAAUACCUCUAGGGGUACUUUAUCGCAAAUUAAAAUACUUGUUACUAUCGAUAUUUUUCACAUUUGUAGUCACAUUAAUCUUCCCAAUAUUUGCUUCCACAAUUAAAGUAAAUAAAUUACCAUUGGAUAAUACACAGUUUGUUCCAUUAGUCUUUACGGUAUGGAACAUUGGUGAUCUUUACGGUAGAGUAUUGGCAGACUUACCUACUUUCAAAGACUCCAGAAUCACUCCAAGGGUUAUUUUCACCUAUUCCCUAUCAAGAACUCUUUGUAUCCCAUUAUUUUUGUAUUUCACAGUAAAAAAUCAAAAACCAAUAAACAAAUUAUUAUGGUUAGAUUUAACCUAUAUUUUGCUUCAAUUUCUCUUUGGUGUAACUAAUGGACAUGUGAUAUCGUUAAGUUUUAUGAAAGUCCCUGAACAGUUGGAUACAAACGAGGAGAAAGAAGCAGCAGGCGGGCUGACCUCUGUGUUUGUCUCUAUAGGGCUUGCAGCAGGGAGUUUGGUCAGUUAUGUAUUUGUAGCCAUAAUUGGCAAGUUGGGUUGA